AUGUUAUUACCACCUUGUUGGACAUUAUCAUCAACAUCUAUUGAAAAUUCAUCAUCAUUUAAUGAUAUUAUGUUAUCAACAGCAACAACAUCGAAUCAACAUCAACCAAAUUUUUGGUUUUCUGGUAAUCAUUUACCAUCAUUUUUUUCAUCAACAACAGGAAAUAGUGGUGGCGGAGGAGGAGGAACAGAUAAAAAUUCUUAUAUACAACAACCAACAGCAACAAAUAAAUUUUUUUUUGAUACAAAUCCAUGUAGUUCAAAUUCAACAAGUUCACCACCAUUAUCAAAUGAUUUUCUUCUAACACGUUCAAAUCCAGCAGGAACAUUAAAUUUAACACAAUUUAAUUAUAUACAACAAAAUCAUCAUCAUUUAUCAUCAAAUAAUUUUCUUCAACGAGAUGAUUGGUCACAAAUACCAAUGACACAAACAACUAAUUCUCCGACAUCUGCUAUAUGGUCAAAAGGUGUUCCGAUUGAUAAUUCUCAAAUAACACAUUAUUCUGAUAUUGUUAAUGGUAAUGAAUCAAUGAAAGAUAUUAAACGUAAAAGUAGUCGACCAACAUUUACUGGUCAUCAAAUAUUUGCAUUAGAAAAAAUGUUUGAAAAUACAAAAUAUUUAGCUGGAACAGAACGAUCAAGACUUGCUUCUCAAUUAUCUAUGAGUGAAGCACAAGUCAAAGUUUGGUUUCAAAAUAGACGUACAAAAUGGCGAAAAAAACAUGCUGCUGAAAUUCAUGGAGGAACUGCUACUAAAAGAACAAAACAACGAAAUGAUGGAUCAAUACUUAAUGUCGAAUCGGAUUCAAGUUUAACUUAA
Molecule: messenger RNA, 819 nt
Organism: Rotaria sp. Silwood2
Lineage: Eukaryota; Metazoa; Rotifera; Eurotatoria; Philodinida; Philodinidae
Source: the annotation of a GenBank genome assembly